Molecule: messenger RNA, 4730 nt
Organism: Micropterus dolomieu (smallmouth bass)
Lineage: Eukaryota; Metazoa; Chordata; Actinopteri; Centrarchiformes; Centrarchidae
Gene: wwc3
Product: WWC family member 3
Exons: 22
Coding region: 439-4014 (1191 amino acids)
Biological process (GO): cell migration; regulation of hippo signaling; negative regulation of organ growth
Cellular component (GO): cytoplasm
Molecular function (GO): kinase binding; molecular adaptor activity
Source: RefSeq, a predicted model, not a curated record
GAGGUGAAACAUAAAACACAUUUUUAUAUAUUUUCACAGCAACUAUACGCUUUGGUGAAAGCUUUGAGCUCUGAAGUUUCCCUAUUGGACAGAGGAGCUCGCUCAGUCGUACGUCCGACCGUUUAUGCAAAUCCGCUCUUCCCCGAAUAUGGACACGGAGGAAUGAAAUAUGGUGGAGGAGGCGAACAUGGAGGACCGAGGACCGUGAGAGCGCUGCGGUAGUGUUUUUUUGGGGGGGUUGUAAGAAGAAACGUGGAUGUACCCUCUGCAGGACUAUUUCUACGGACAACCUCGGUGGAAAGUUUUGUAUUUGCGUCUCCAUUUUUUGCGCCGACAAGUGCGUCGAGGUAGAGUUUGUUGUAAUGCGGUGAAGACCGACUUUUUCGGGGGGAUAAAAAGCAGGGCAGAGGGCUUCAGCCCUCUCACCAUCCCGACGCUAUGCCGUGGGUCAGCGGCGGUAAGCGGAGAGAGAGCUCGGAGCUGCCGCUGCCCGCGGGCUGGGAGGAAGCCCGGGAUUACGAUGGCAGAGUCUUUUAUAUCGACCACAACACCCGGCAAACUUCAUGGAUUGACCCCAGAGAUAGGAUCACCAAACCGCUGACGUUUGCCGACUGUGUUGGAGAUGAACUGCCUCUCGGGUGGGAGGAAGUUUAUGACCAGCAAGUGGGAGUUUACUACAUCGACCACAUCAACAAGACCACCCAGAUUGAGAACCCGCGGACCCAGUGGCGACAGGAGCAGGAGCGCAUGCUGAAGGAGUACCUUGUGGUGGCCCAGGAGGCCCUCAAAGCCAAGAAGGAGAUGUACCUGGUCAAGCAGCAGCGUCUGGAGCUGGCUCAGCAGGAAAUGUUGCUCUUCCACGAGCUCUCUGAGGACAACCGCUCCAUCACCAGCACGCUAUCCGGCUCGUCCUCAAACGCGAAAUACGAUCCUGACCAAAUAAAAGUGGAAAUAGCUUGUAGGCGAGAGCGGCUCUCCAGACUGAAGCAGGAGCUGGCCCAGGUGAAGCAAGAGCUGCAGUAUAAGGAAAUGGGAGUGGAGACCCUGCAAGAGAUUGACAGGAAGAUGUCCUGCAGUCAGACAAACUACAAGCUGGACGAGGCGCAAGCCAUCUUCAACGAGCUGCGUAGCAUCAAGAAGGCCAUCAGCACAGGCGAGAAGGAGAGGCAGGACCUCAUCCAGAGCCUGGCGAAGCUGACACUGAACUUCCAAAGCAGCUUGUCUAUCGGCGACUCGGCCAGCGAGGUGCCGAACAGCAUUGGAACCGUGGGUUACUCGUGCAAUCUGCAGCAGUACUGUGACACUGGCUGUCAGACGGACAUCAUGGGAGAGUAUGGUUCCCAAGAUUCCUCGCAUUUAGUGGACAAAGUGAGAGUCAACUGGCAGUACGAGGAAGCCAAGAAAAAGGUGCAGACUAUACAGCACCAGCUAGCACAGCUGGACAGUGAGAGCUGGUCGGGACGGGCUGAGGCGGACCGCGACCGGGACUUCAUGCAGCUCCUGCGCGAGAAGGAGGCCCUCCUGCAGGAGAUCAUCCUCAUCAGCAAGCAGCAGCACACUCCAGAGACGCUGCUGCAGCUGGAGGAGGAGCGCUCCAGACUGGAGGAGGAGGUGCAGAGGGCCCACAGCUCCCAGAGCCAGGGAGCCAAUCAGAGGAUCCUGCAGCAGGAGAAGAGGAACGUUCUGCUGAGACAGCUGGAGGAGGCAACACGCAUCACCACCUACCUUCACUCCCAGCUGAAGAGCCUGUCGGCUAGCUCUCUGACGGUGUCGUCCAGCAGCAGCCGCGGCUCUCUAGCCUCUAGUCGGGGCUCCCUGGCGUCCAGCCGAGGCUCCCUCAGCUCCAUCAGUUUUAGUGACAUCUACGGUCUCCCCCAGUACGAGCGUCACGAUGGGGCCGGCGAGCCGCUCGACCCCCACCUACGUUACCUGCUGGCUCCAGAGACCUUGUCCAGAGACUGCUCCAUGUUCACUUCCGACCCCCUGACCCAGAGCAAAACCAAACGCUCCCACGACACCCCGCAGUCCCUGGCUUCCCUCUCCUCCCGCUCCUCUCUCUCCUCCCUGUCGCCACCCAGCUCUCCCAUGGACACACCCUACCACUCUGCCCCUCAGGACUGCCCUCUCACCCAGAUGACGGAGGAAUACAUGGAGCAGGCAGGCCGCGGCCUGUUAGAGGGGCUGCGGGCCCAGUCCCAACCCCUGUCACACACUGCCAUGGUGAGCAGCGAAGAUGCGGUCGGCCACACCGCCAUGCAUCAGCUGGACAGCAAGAGUCACAGAGACAGCGGGGUCCAGGGGGCUUUCACUUCCACAGGAGUGACUCUGAGGGGAAACAGUGGCAACAGAAGUGGCAGGAGGGCCAGGAGAGUGUCUGCAGGUGUCUCUGAGGAUGCUCUGGCCACAGACAGCGGUGUGUUCGAGGCCUGGGGCAGAAGGGCAGAGGAGUCUGAUGAGAUGUCAUACAUCAAAGAGCUGAGCUCUGUGAGCGAGCCCACCCAGAUCCAACUGGGACUUCUGUGGGAGUCCAGUUCUCAGUGUCUCCGGCUACAUCUGCUGCAGCUCAAGAAUUUGAACAGGUCCAUUGUGAGGGACGGCUAUAAAGUGUAUGUGAAGGUGCACUUAAUUCCACUGGACGCCAGCAGGGCGUGUGCGUUUUACUGUUGCACGGCGUUGGAGCCGCAGUCCCACAUGAGUUUCAACGAAGGCUUCCGCAUUCCUGUCCCUGCAAACGCCCUGGCGGUGUGUGCUCUGCAGCUGUCCGUCUGUUCGCUGGGACCUCAGGCUCAAGAGGAACUACUGGGUACAGCCCAGGUGAGCCUGGCAGACUGUGAGGGAAGUGCAGAGAUGGUUUACCACUGGCUGCGAGUGCAGUUGUUGAGCGGGACAGAGUUGCCCAGGCCUGAACAGAAGAGCCUUGGCCACCGCAGACACCAUGACAGCCAGGAAGACGAGCAAAGGCCCAGAGCCAUGGACACUGUAUGCACUCUGCUGUCACGCACCACCACCACCCAUCUGGAGGAACGGGAGGCAGAGCUGGAGCUGCAGAGGCUGGAGAAGAAGGAUGAGCCGGGGGAGGCGGCAUCUGAGAGGAGCUGGCAGGCAGAGUCAGUGGACAGUGGUUGCAGCAACAGCAACAGCACAGCAUUCACAGCUCCCUACUCAGAGGGCCUGUGUGCAGAGGGCAUCUGCAUCACCACUGGAGGGCGCUGUGACCAGACAAGCAGCAAACUCUCCACAGUGAAGGUGGAGAAGGCCACCAUGACAGAAGGCCUGUUCCCAGAGCCGGUGCGAGUUCGGCCCAAAGAGAGGGGGGGGCGCUGGGGUCACGCCUCGCCGUUCAUGCGCGGCAGCACCAUCGUUCGCUCUCAGACCUUCUCUCCUGGUGCUCGCAGUCAGUAUGUCUGCAGGUUAUAUCGCAGCGACAGUGACAGCUCAACUCUACCAAAGAAAUCUCCCUUUGUCAGGAACACGUUGGAAAGAAGAACACUGAGAUAUAAGCAGCAGUCGUACCGCUCCUCCCUGGCCGAGCAGCCGACACGCACCUCCCUGGACCUGGAGCUGGACCUCCAGGCCUGCAGGACGCGUCAGAGGCAGCUGAUGGAGGAGCUGAACGCUCUAAGGGAGCUGAAGCUGCGACUGGAGGAACCGCAUGCCAGGGAGGACACCGAGCUCCCACACUGGGCCCUGAGGGACGAGCGCUUCCGCUGCCUCCUCAGAGAGGCCCAGAGACAGGUGAGACUGGAAGUUGCUUUUCAUAAGCCAUGUGAGACUGAGCCUCGCCCGGCAGCAGGUGACUUUGUUAUUGUCCUGCUACAGGCCAGCCAAAGCAAGCAGGAGCAGAGGCAGGAGGAGGCGGCAGAGAGGAGGCUGAGGAAGGCUUCCAAAGAGGUUCUGCAGAUGAGGGGGCAGAGCCAUAAGGAGCCGCUACCUGUACAGACAUUCAGAGAGAAGAUGGCUUUUUUCACUAGACCAAGGUUCAACAUACCUCCUUUGCCGGCUGACGACGUAUGAAAGCUUGCCUCUGUAUUAUGUGACUAAACAUGAAGUAUUUGUCAAAUUUUCUGAGCUCAUGAAGUACAAAGUUCUUUCUACCACGGACGCGGACAGGGUGACACGAAGAGGAUGUUGAAGAUUAGAAGGUUUCACAUUUUCAGAAGUGUUUGCUUUUAUAAACAUGAACUCACUUGACACAGUUAUCGACUACAGCACAGCUGUUCGUUUCCUUUCUGGAGAGGAUGCCUCUCAUAUGGAAACAGUAUCUCUUUACUCCUGUAUGAGUUACUUCUGUUGUUUGUGCUUACAAAAGGCUGGAAGAUGGGAUCAAAAGUCGGCUUGGACAAAUUCACUGUACUGUAACUUAUUUUAUAGUACUUUUCCUUGAAGGAAAUUAAUAAAAACGCUUCCUGCUUUUUAAGUGUAUUUUGUAGCUUUGAACAAAUAGCACUUCAAUGUUUUUACAUGCAGUUAAAUGGAACUGUUGUCUGAUUUUAUUUUCUGUUACCUAAUUCUUAAGAGUUAUUUACAUAAAAUGUAACUUUGUAAUCCACCUUUACUACAAAUGUCAUUGUCCUUUUGUUAUGUUAUUAAAAUUAAUAUUUCAUGUACUUUCAAUAUAUGGAUGAAUAUAUGAAACACUGUAUUCAGAUUUUUUUUAUGAUGUCUGUAUGAACAUCUGCAGUGUUACCUCUUGUGAAGAUAAAACCAUUAAACCACGUCUUGACACUCUG